AGCCACUUAAAUGACCAGUGGCUGGAUCUGUGCCUUCAGUCUGACAAUCUGUGCUCGCAAAGGGAAGAAGAUCUUCAGAGAACGAGGGAUUACCAUGACUGUAUGAAUGUCGCGGAAGCGUUCUUGGAAAAAUUCACUACGGAGUGGGAUAACUUAGCCAGAUCUGAUGCGGAGAGCACAGCUGUCCACCUGGAAGCUUUGAAAAAGUUAGCAUUGGCAUUGCAGGAGAGAAAGCAGGCGAUUGACGAUCUGAAAGAAAAAAAGCAGAAAAUGAUAGAGCACCUGAAUUUAGAUGACAAAGAAUUAGUCAAAGAACAGACAAGUCACCUUGAACAACGUUGGUUUCAGCUGGAGGACCUUGUCAAAAGGAAAAUCCAAGUGUCAGUCACCAACUUGGAAGAAUUAAACGCAGUGCGGGCCAGGUUCCAGGAGCUGAUGGAGUGGGCAGAAGAACAGCGACCCGCCAUUGCCGAGGCCCUCAAGAAGAGCCCCCCGCCUGAUAUGGCACCAAACCUUCUCAUGGAUCACCUUGCCAUCUGCAGUGAACUGGAGGCCAAACAGAUGCUCCUGAAGUCACUCAUCAAGGAUGCUGACAGAGUGAUGGUUGACCUCGGCCUAAAUGAGCGGCAGGUCAUCCAGAAGGCACUCUCUGAGGCACAGAGACACGUGAAUUGUCUCAGUGACUUAGUGGGCCAGAGGCGGAAGUACAUAAACAAGACCUUGUCCGAGAAAACUCAAUUUCUUAUGGCAGUGUUCCAGGCCACCAGCCAAAUUCAGCAACACGAGCGAAAGAUAAUGUUCCGUGAGCACAUCUGCCUGUUACCGGAUGACGUGAGCAAACAAGUGAAAACGUGUAAGAGUGCACAGGCCAGCCUCAAGACUUACCAAAACGAAGUCACUGGACUUUGGGCCCAGGGUCGCGAAUUAAUGAAAGGAGCCACAGAGCAGGAAAAGAGCGAAGUGCUGGGUAAGCUCCAAGAAUUGCAGAGUGUCUAUGACACUGUUUUACAAAAGUGCAGCCAUCGGCUACAAGAACUGGAGAAAAAUUUAGUUUCUAGGAAGCAUUUUAAGGAAGAUUUCGAUAAAGCUUGUCACUGGCUAAAACAAGCAGAUAUUGUUACAUUUCCUGAAAUCAACCUAAUGAAUGAGAGCACUGAGCUUCAGACACAGCUGGCCAAAUACCAACAGAUUCUUGAGCAAUCUCCAGAAUAUGAAAAUCUACUACUCACGCUACAGAGGACUGGGCAGGUCAUGCUGCCAUCGCUGAAUGAAGUCGAUCACUCCUACCUCAGUGAAAAGCUCAACGCUCUGCCCCUGCAAUUUAACGUCAUCGUUGCCUUGGCUAAAGACAAGUUCUAUAAAGUCCAAGAAACAAUUCUCGCUCGGAAAGAAUAUGCUUCCUUGAUUGAGCUGACAGCCCAGUCUCUGAGUGAACUCGAAGACCAGUUCCAAAAGAUGAGCCAGGUCCCCACCGACCUGAUGGUGGAAGAGGCUCUGUCUCUCCAGGAUGGUUGCAGAGCCCUCCUGGGAGAGGUGACAGGCCUGGGGGAAGCAGUGAAUGAACUGAACCAGAAGAAAGAAAGUUUUCGCAGCACAGGUCAGCCUUGGCAGCCAGAUAAGAUGCUACACCUUGUCGCCUUGUACCACAGGCUGAAGCGACAAACAGAACAAAGGCUUAGCUUCUUAGAAGACACUACCAGUGCUUAUCAAGAGCACGAGAAGAUGUGCCACCAGCUACAGAAGCAGCUUGAGGCUGUGAAGACGGAGCAGUCCAAAGUGAACGAGGAGACGCUUCCUGCAGAGGAGAAGCUCAAAUCGUAUCACUCCCUGGUGGGAAGUCUGCAGGAUUCAGGAAUUCUCCUAAAACGAGUGACCGUGCAUCUUGAAGAUCUUGUUCCACACCUUGAUCCCUCUGCUUAUGAGAAAGCCAAGCACCUGAUCCAGUCCUGGCAAGAGGAGUUAAAACUGUUGACUUCUGCCAUUGGUGCGACAGUGACGGAGUGUGAGAGCCGCAUGGUGCAGAGUAGAGACUUCCAGACAGAGCUGAGCUGCUCCCUCGACUGGCUGAGGAGUGUGAAGGCGGAACUCAGUGGAUCGAUAAGCCUGGACCUGAACCUCCGUGACAUCCAGGAGGAGAUCAGAAAGGUCCAAAUUCACCAGGAAGAGGUGCAGUCCAGCCUGAGAAUAAUGAAUGCCCUGGGGAACAAGGAGAAGGAGAAAUCCACGAAGGCCAAGGAGCUGAUCUCUGCCGACUUACAAAAUAUUCUCGCUGAACUCUCCGAGCUGGAUGGAGACAUUCAGGAUGCUUUACGCACCAGACAGGCUACCUUGACUCAAAUAUACAGUCAAUGUCAAAGGUACUACCAGGUAUUUCAAGCAGCUAACAACUGGCUUGAGGAUGCCCACGAAAUGUUACAGCUGGCGGGCAGUGGCCUAGAUGUGGAGAGUGCAGAGGAAAGUCUCAAAAGCCACAUGGAAUUUUUUAGUUCAGAGGAUCAGUUCCAGAGUAGUCUGGAGGAACUCCAAGGCCUGGCAGCCAACCUGGACCCACUUAUCAAGCCAACUGGAAAAGAGGACCUGGCCCAGAGAAUGGCCUCCCUGGAAGAGAAGUCCCAGAGGAUAAUCCGGGACUCACACGCCCAGUUAGACCUCUUGCAGAGAUGUGCAACUCAAUGGCAGGAUUACCAGAAAGCAAGGGAAGAGGUUAUCGAACUGAUGAAUGAGGCAGAAAAGAAAUUGUCUGAAUUUUCUUUAUUGAAGACUUCUUCCAGUCAUGAAGCAGAAGAAAAACUGUCAGAACACAAGCCCUUAGUGUCAGUAGUUAACUCUUUCCACGAGAAAAUUGUGGCACUGGAGGAUAAAGCUUCACAACUGGAAAAAGCUGGAAACGAGGCCAGCAAGGCAGCCAUAAGCAGGUCGAUGACUACAGCGUGGCAGCGCUGGGCGCGUCUCCGCGCUGUGGCCCAGGACCAGGAGAAGAUACUGGAAGAUGCAGCUGAUGAAUGGAAGAACUUCGACAGCAAGGUUAAGAAAGCCACUGAAAUGAUCAAACAGCUGCAAGAUAAAUUACCAGGAAGUUCAGCAGAGAAAGCCUCAAAAGCAGAACUCUUAACUCUUCUGGAAUAUCAUGACACUUUCAUUCUGGAGCUGGAACAGCAACAGUUAUCCUUAGGCACGCUGAGACAACAAGCACUGAGCAUGCUCCCAGACGGGGCCACGCCGUCCCCUGGAGAAGAGCCACCCAUCACGCAGGAAAUCACGGCGAUGCAAGAUCGGUGCCUGAAUAUGCACCAGAAAGCAAAGAAUAACAGAAAGGCGGUCAAGCAAGAGCUGAAGGAGCGAGAAGCGGUGGAGGCUCAAAUCAAUUCUGUGAAAUCUUGGGUUCAGGAAACCAAGGAAUACUUGGGGAAUCCGACAAUAGAAAUAGAUGCUCAACUUGAAGAACUUCAGAUUCUCCUGACAGAAGCCACAAAUCACCGACAGAACAUUGAGAAAGUGGCUGAAGAGCAGAAGAACAAGUACCUGGGUCGUUAUGCUAUUUUACCUUCUGAGCUCUCCCUUCAGUUAGCUGAGGUGGCAUUGAACCUGGGAACUAUCCACGAUCAGAUCCAGGACAAAGUAAAAGAAGUUGAACAGAGCAAAGCCAUGAGCCAGGAAUUCGGCCAGCAAAUUCAGAAGAUAGCCAAAGACCUCACCACUAUUCUAACUAAGCUCAGAGCAAAGACAGACAAUUUAAUUCAAGCUAAAACUGACCAAAAGGUGCUAGGAGAGGAAUUAGAUGCCUGUAAUUUAAAGUUAAUGGAACUAGAUGAAGCAAUACAAAAAUUCUCGGAACAAAAUGACCAACUGGCUAAGCCCCUAGCCAAGAAGAUAGGAAAACUGACUGAACUUCACCAGCAGACCAUUAGACAGGCUGAGAAUCGGCUUGCCAAGCUCAGUCAGGCGGCAUCACAUUUAGAAGAAUACAAUGAAAUGCUUGAAUCGAUUUUGAAGUGGAUCGACAAAGCUAAGGUCUUGGUACAUGGAAAGAUUACGUGGAAUUCUGCAAGACAACUUCGGGAACAGUACAUUUCGCAUCAGACCAUGCUAGAAGAAUCUGAAGAAAUUCACAGUGACCUAGAAGCAAUGACUGACAGGUUACAGCACCUCGCUAGUGUGUACUGUACAGAAAAAAUGUCUCAGCAAGUGGCAGAACUGGGACGGGAGACUGAGGAGUUGAAGCAGCUGAUCAAAAUUCGUUUGCAGAAUCUCCAAGAUGCUGCCAAGGAUAUGAAAAAAUUUGAAACCGAGCUAAAAAACUUACAAGUUGCUUUAGAGCAAGCCCAGACAACACUGACUUCUCCAGAAGUUGGACGUCUUAGUCUCAAGGAGCAACUCUCUCAUCGACAGCAUUUGCUGUCUGAGAUGGAGUCACUCAAGCCAAAGGUCCAGGCUGUGCAGAUCUGCCAGAGCGCGCUCCGGAUCCCGGAGGACGUGGUCACCAGCUUGCCUCUGUGCCAUGCCGCUCUCCAGCUUCAGGAGGAGGCCAGCCGGCUGCAGCACACAGCCAUCCAGCAGUGUAACAUCAUGCAGGUACGUGUGGCCCUGCCAGCUGCCUUCUGCUGGUGGUCCCCACGGCAGCAGAGCAAUAGCGAAUGAGUCAUGGGCUGCUUUUCUUAGCAUUGUGUGGGCUCAGCCAUCAAAACACACCCAGAGUGUUAAAUUUGACAGCUUGUUGUGGUUAUAUAAAAUAAGGAGAUGAAAUGCUAUCAUUCGGAUCACCCACAGAAGCUUGGGGAGAGCUCUAUAAAAAAUAUCCGUUACUGAAAACUAUCUUGUAGCAAUAUUUUUUUUUAUAAAGAAUGACUUAGAAAGGUUAAUUUUAUAU
This is a messenger RNA of Pteropus alecto (black flying fox), 4867 nucleotides long. Its product is annotated as nesprin-1-like. The transcript is spliced from 14 exons. Lineage: Eukaryota; Metazoa; Chordata; Mammalia; Chiroptera; Pteropodidae. The record is from RefSeq and is a predicted model, not a curated record. The coding region runs from base 103 to 4638 and encodes 1511 amino acids.